This is a messenger RNA of Linum tenue, 201 nucleotides long. The record is from the annotation of a GenBank genome assembly. Lineage: Eukaryota; Viridiplantae; Streptophyta; Magnoliopsida; Malpighiales; Linaceae.
AUGGCCAAAGAUGGACCAUACCUCCAAUCUGAUCAAUUUAUAAUUGUUUACGUUAACUCUGUCGUAAUAAGAUCUGCUAAACCUUAUUUGGCCACACCGGAAGCAAUUGUUCAUGGCCAUGAAAAAAUCCUUUACGAAGGGGAUACAUUAAGGGGUCGUUUGGAGAACAGAAUUCAGGACAUGGAUUCAUUGAAUUCGUAG